Messenger RNA from Amphiprion ocellaris (clown anemonefish), 3708 nucleotides. Its product is annotated as mitoguardin 1-like. Gene Ontology annotation, biological process: mitochondrial fusion. Bases 184 to 1965 code for a protein of 593 amino acids. Lineage: Eukaryota; Metazoa; Chordata; Actinopteri; Pomacentridae. The record is from RefSeq and is a predicted model, not a curated record. The transcript has 16 exons.
CACGGAAGUGCGCAUGCGUGCUGCUGCUCGUGCCGGAGUCCUUCAGUGGGCAGCAGCUGAGGUCAGCCGGAGAGAACCGGUUCAACCGCCGGGACCUCCGAACGUACCGGGACAUCAGCAGUACCCUCCAACAGAAUGGCGAUGAGGAUGAAGGAGUUGCCAAGUCAUGGAUAAAGGGCCACAAUGACACAUGAGACCUUCUCAAGCUCCCAGCUGUCUGUCAAGGCUGCUGCCCUGCGCAUGGUUGACCUACUGCUGUCCGUCUACAGCUCCCUGGCACAGGUGAGUGUCAGCACAGGCACCAAGAAGCUGGUGGCUGCCACUGCCUUUGGUGCCGUCUCGCUCCUCUUCCUCGCUCGUCGCUUCCAGAGGAGGAAGGGCAGAAAGAAGGCUCACUCACCACAAUGGGAGCAGGCUGGCUUUGAGUUUUUUGCCCCAGCUUCAGCAGAAAAUGAUAACACCAGCCAAGCCAUCACUCUCUCCCUCAACUCCAAGAAUGGCUACUCCUCCGGCCUGGUCCUCACUACAGGAGACUACAGGAAACUGUCUGGGUCUCUGCUGAGCCUGGCCUCGGUAAAAAGCAUGAACUCAUCCAGCAGCAGCACCUGUGCUAAUGAAUCCACCUGUUGGGACAGAGUGGGGGACGCUGACAUCUGCAGUGUGGUCAAUUUACCUGUAACCACACCUGAAAACCUGUACCUCAUGGGUAUGGAUUUGUUUGAGGAGGCUCUGCGGCGGUGGGAGGAAGCCUUGACAUUCAGGAGCCAGCAGGGUGAGGAUGAUGUGAGCUGUGCAUCUGUCAAAACAGGAGCUGGAGACACCAUCGCUGAACAGACCAUGGAGGAUGUCAUCAGUGCAGAGUUCAUCCACAGGCUGAAGUCUCUGCUGCAGAGGGCUUACCACCUCCAGGAGGAGUUUGAGGGAGUGUUGGGCAUGUCGGAGCCCUCCACCCACAGCAACAGCCAGGAUAAAAUGAACGACGUUUUGUCCAGAGAGGAGCUGGACGACGUCGGUCUGAGAGACAGCAUCAGCAUCGCCUCCACCGACUCCUUUGUGUCUGCUGCUGAGCUGUCUGAGCACAGAGAGCUGAGGAGUGCCUUUGCUCUGGGUCACCACCGGUUCUACGAGGAGGCGCUGCAGAUGGCUGAAGACGGCAAGAUCUCCUGCAGAGUGCUGAGAACUGAGAUGCUGGAAUGUCUUGGAGACUUGGAUUUCCUGGCUAAGUUACACUGUGUGCGGCAAGCAAGUCAGCUCAUUUUGUGCGAGAGGACGACCAGGAUGUUUCUGGCUGAAACAGGAAAGAAAAUACUGUCUUCAAUUAUAGUUAAAGCACAAAAGAGCCCAAAGAGAUUUGAGGAAGUGUUUGAGGAGAUGAUUUCCUUCCUGGAGCACACGGAGCACUGGGAGGACACGGAGGUGGAGCUGGCCACACGGGGGGUGAGGCACUUGAACUUCUACGACAUCGUGCUGGACUUCAUCCUGAUGGAUUCAUUCGAGGACCUGGAGAAUCCACCCAUCUCCAUCCAGAACGUCGUCAACAACCGCUGGCUCAACAGCUCCUUCAAGGAGACGGCGGUGGCAUCAAGUUGUUGGUCAGUACUGAAGCAGAAGAGACAACACAUGAAGGUUGCCGACGGCUUCAUUGCUCAUUUCUACGCUGUGUGUGAACAGAUCAGCCCCGUUCUGGCCUGGGGCUUCCUGGGACCAAAGAGCUCCCUGCACGACUUCUGCUGCUUCUUUAAGGACCAGGUGCUCCACUUCCUGAAGGACAUCUUUGAUCUGGACAAGGUGCGCUACUCGUCGGUGGAGAGCCUGGCGGAGGACAUGCUCCACCUGCUGCACCGACGCACCGAGCUGCUGCUGGCCUACCUGGGGGCCGACACUCAGCUGUACCACAGCGGCUGCAACCCCCCUCAGAGGCAGCUGCUGCCCAGCGCCGCCCUGCUGGAGGCUCCGGUACAGUGACACACACAAGGACGGCAUUUAUCCCAGGGCCAGUUCACACCGCCUGCUGGACCAAAGGACCUAUCCGCAGGUGUGAGCCGCCUCUGAAAGCCACCGACUACAUCUCCCAACAUGCCGUGUGCUCUGUACCUGUGGAUCCAGGUGUCUGCCUUCAUCUCCUCCCCUCCUGUCCACCGUGCCACUUUAAAUACCAUAGCAAUAAGAUGUAACGUUGCUGUGAGACUGGCAGUGAUUCUCUGGCGGUAGCUUUUAGGUAUUUAUUGCCGUUCAGAGCAGAAGCAGGUAUUUAUUUAUUUUUGCACACAGCUAAAGGAUGCAGGGUUUAUUUUGUAGAAGUUCUAGUUGUGUCUGUACGUAUUAAUGUGGUCUGCUUCAAACAUCCAUUCGACUGUCACAGAUUUAUUAGACAUAUUUAAACAUCCUAAGCAUCAGCAGUGCAACACUGUUAGAUGUAGGAGCCGCCUGUCACCGAACACAGCGAGUUAGAAAUGAAAAGGGAACAUCUGGCUGCUUAGAUGUCGUUAUUUAAAAAGGUAAAACCUUCAUGCAGGAUUUAACCCUCCUGUUGUCCACAUUUAUGGGCACCAAAAAAUAUUGUUUCCUUGCCUGAAAAAAAUCCAGAAACUAGGCAAAAAAUUCCCCAAAUUUCUGAAAAUUUGCAAAACCUUCAGGAAGAAAAUUCCAAUAAUUUCUUAAGUUUCCUUUAAAAGUUUUAUUGAACAAAAACCCCUAAAUUUGGCAAGAAAUUCUUGGGAAUAUUUUCAAAAAUGAGUAAAAAUCUUCCAAAAAAAUUGUAAAAAUACCUAAAGAUUACAUAUGUAUCAGUAAAACUUGUAAUAUUCUCUUUAAGAACAUUCAGAAAAAAUCUACCAAAAUCCAGCGAAAUUCACUGGAUUUUGGUAGAUUUUUUUAGUGAAUGUUCUUAAGAAUUUUUUUAAACAUUUUUUCUACCAAAAGAUGUUUAAAGAUUUCCCAAAAAUGUUGAAAAUGUGGACAUCGGAAGUUUCACUGUGAAAAUACUUUGUGAAAAAACUUCACUUUAACUGUUUAUUGGUCAAGGGUUAAAGGUCAAGUUGUUUUACUGUGUGGGGAUUGGUCGGGGAUGAGGAAGAGAAUGUUAGGGGCGGGAGGAAGAAACGAUAGGUGGAAGUUGGGAGAGAAGACGAGACGGAAACUUUUAAGGGAAACUUUUGAGGAAUUAUUGGAAUUUUCUUCCUGAAGGUUUUGCAAAUUUUCAGAUAUUUGGGGAAUUUUUUUGCUGAAUUUUUGGACUUUUUCAGACAAGGAAACAAUAUUUUUUGUUGCCCAUAAAUGAAGACAACAGGAGGGUUAAGCAACACACCUAAGAAGUAUACAGAUAGUGGAUCUUCUGGGUUCUGUGGGCUGUGAGCUGGGCCACUGGAGAUCGAGCUUGUUUAAGAGCAUCCCACUGGUGUUUGAUUGGAUUAUGUUCUGGGGAGUUUGGAGUGUGGGUCAACAACUUGGACUUUUUGUCGUGGUUGUCAGUUUGGGGUCACCCUGACAAUUCCAUGUUUUCCAUAAAAACUCCAACUUUUAUUCAUGUGUUAACAUAACUGCACAAGGGUUUUCUAAUCAUCAAUUAGCCUUUCAACACCAUUAGUUAACACAAUGUAACAUUAGAACACAGGAGUGAUGGUUGCUGGAAAUGUUUCUCUGUACCCCUAUGAAGAUAUUCCAUUAAAAAUCAGCUGUUUCCAGCUACAAUAGUCAUUUACCACAUUA